AUGGGUGAAAAGAUCACCGAAGAUCAAGUCGCAAACUUGCUGGCACUACUUCGAACCGAUGCCUCAAUAGAUGCGAAGGUCAAUCAAAUCAACAAUAUCAAAUCCAGUAUCAAACAGCAUAACGUAUCCGAACCAUGUAUACCCUCGAUAUUCGAGGUAUUGCGCAUAGCAAUGUCAUCGCAGCAUGCUGCGCUGGUCAAUGCUGGAUUCUCUACCCUCAACCAUCUCCUCACCAGAUUAUCGCGCCAGGAACCAAAGUAUAUCGUGAAGGAAGCUGCGCGGACUCUGCCAUUGAUAAACGAUAAGAUGGGCGAUCAGAGGGAGAAAUAUAGACAACUUGCUGCGCAAUGUCUUACCACUUUUUGGAGGAACGCACCGAUAGAUGUGGAAAGAAUCGUUAAAAACGCGGGACUAGUAGGAAAGAACUCAAGGAUGAAAGAAACAUCAAUGAAUUGGGUUGUGCAGAUGCACCAAGAGCAUGGGAUGCCAUUCAAAAGUUUUGUGACUACACUAAUGGAUUUACUCGAAGAUGCCGAUGGCAUGGUAAGAGAUACUGCGAGAAAUUCUGUCAUUACUCUGUUCCAAAACGCUCCCAAUGGUGCCAAAUCCGACCUCAAAAAGCAAUUGAAGAAUUUUAAUGUUCGACCAGCGAUUGUAUCGGCCAUCACAAGUCAACUCAUGCCAGGAGGACCCCCAGCGGUUGUGGAGCCCGAAAGAACUGAAGUCCCUAUACGAAAUCCUUUAGCUAGUAGUGUAUCUGCGAUGGCCAUCUCGAGACCUCCAACACCAGAAGUCAAAAUCGAGCAAGUGGAUCCUGCAUAUGUGAAUACACUGAGAGAAUUAGAGGAUACCUUUCAAGAAAUGUAUCCAUGGUUCCAGGACAAGGAAUCGGAAGCAAAUUGGUUCAAGAGAGAACAAAGUUGUACAAAAUUAAGGAGACUGAAUGCCGGGAAUGCCCCAAGCGACUAUCAUGAUGCUUUCCUUGUUUGUAUCAAAGGUCUUCUGGAUGGUAUAUUGAAAGCUGUUAACUCACUGAGAACGAGUCUUUCCAAGGAAGGGUGUAGUCUCGUUCAAGAGGUCGCCAGAACUGCAGGACCUGGUCUGGAUCCUAUGGUCGAAAUUCUUCUACAAAAUCUCAUCAAGCUCUGCGGUGGCACCAAGAAGAUUAGUUCGCAGAAUGGAAACGCCACCGUUGAUAUCAUUAUUAGUGGCGUCACCUAUAAUCAUCGGAUUAUGCAGCAUAUUUGGCUCGCAUGCCAGGAUAAAAAUGUUCAGCCUAGAACAUAUGCCACAGGUUGGCUCAAAACAUUGCUAAAGAAGGAAGCGCAACACAAGAGUCACGUUGAACACAGCGGAGGCUUGGAAUUGGUAGAGAAAUGUAUAAAGAAAGGUCUAGCCGACCCAAAUCCUGGUGUUCGCGAGAACAUGAGAUCAACCUACUGGACCUUUGCUCAGAUAUGGCCAGCAAGGGCUGAGAUAAUAAUAGAGGACCUAGAACCGACCCAGAGAAGAUUACUAGAAAAUUCUCCUGACAAUCCCAAUGCUCCAAAGAAGGCACCGGUAGCGGCAGCGAGCGCCAGGCCCGGCCUUGGUUUCUCCAAGAGCACUGCUGGACCCCCUAGACCUUCUUUGAGAGAGACAAUGUUGGCACAAAAAAAGGCACAGAUGGCCAGCAAAAAUAUUCCUUCUCGUCCUGGCUCCGCAAUGUCAACAUUUUCUCCAACAAGGACCGUUUCAACUGCAUCUAUCAAACCCUCUUCUUCGGAAGCAGCUCUUACACGGCCGCAUCAAGAGGUCAAUACAUCUCGUGGCGGUCUUUCUGUCGCACCCAUGCGACCGAGUAAAUCAAAGAGACCAGAACUUGCUGCCAGGCCUGCAACUGCCGGGCCGUACUCUGUGAGGAGAACCAAUCAAGCUUCCAGCGAAGCAAAUGCAAGCCCUUCGUCCUCUACAUCCGCAAGACCACCAAGAUCCAAGACUCCUGUUGCUACAAGUUCUCCUCAAACCAGAAGAGCCCCGAUGCCGAGGCCCAAUACAAGCCAUUCUAGUCAUCCAACUCAGUCUAGCCAUUCAACACAGUCCAGUCACCCAGCCCCUUCCACCCACACAAGUCCCGCAAAGAGCACAUCUGGUCGAGUUGCAACUGCUUCCCCCAGACUUGCUGCUUCUCCGCAUAUUAGUAGUCCUGACAGGACAAGAACCAAAUCAAUACCUGCAUUCCCGGGAUCCAGUCCCACGAGAGCUGAUGAAGAUUUUACCAUGGUUGUUCCCAACAUUACAGGAUUAGAGCGGACGCAAUUUGAUAGAGUUCCUCAGGCCAUUGACUCAUCUGAUGGAGAACGUAUCAAAGCACCCUUCAAUCAACCAAUGAAGGUUUAUGAGGAUCCGUUCUCAAGUACAGAUGUCGCAAUUACUUCUAGGCCCACAUUUACUCCAUCCGUUCUAGAAGAAUUGCCUGUCAAUGAAGAGGCUUUAAAUCUAUCAAGAAACGGUAUUAAUGAGUUCGAUGGCGAGGGAGCUAAGAUUACCCCGAUGUCUCCCGACAAGCUCAAACAAAGCACAAAAUUACUCGACAGCGGUAUCACCAAAAUCAGAGCCAAAUCUCUAGACGUCCACGGUUUCAGAAAACUUCAGGCCAUGAUCAGAGAACACAAAGCCGUAUGGGAAGAUGGAAGAUUCGCUGCUCUCUUGUUAGGUCUCUUCGAAUAUCUCGAGGAACCAUUAACAAACCUCUCAUCUGCAAAAGUCCAAGACGUCAAAGCACAAAUAUUAGCCACAAUCAAACUCAUGUACAAGAACUACCGACAAUCCUUCGGACCACAUAUCGCAAAAGGGUUCCACUCCAUUCUCGUCACCCGCUCCUGCUACGAUGCACGCGCCCACAUUGUCAGUGGUCUUGAACUUCUCGCCGACGAACUUGUCACACUCGCUGACCCUAAAGACACCAUCUCCACCAUUCUCUCUUCCCUUUCCAAAGAAGAAAUGACAUUAGAAGGAUGUCGAAAAUUAAGUAUGGGAUUACAUAUACUUAAGCAGACACUAGAUACCCAAACGGAAGUUGAUUUGGAGGGUGUGGAAAUUGAUAGCAUUUUGGCAUUAGCGGCAAAGUGCCUUGAAAGCAAGGAGAGCGGAGUAAGAUUAGAUGCUGUGGUACUUUGUGUGAGCACGCAUUCGCGAAUUGGAGAGGCAAGAUUCUGGAGUGGUAUUGGCGGGAGAGUGAGUGGUGAUCCCAAGAGCUUGAUUACAUAUUAUAUUGUCAAGAGACAGAGGGAAUUGGAGGUGGGUAAUUGA
Molecule: messenger RNA, 3291 nt
Organism: Sclerotinia borealis F-4128
Lineage: Eukaryota; Fungi; Ascomycota; Leotiomycetes; Helotiales; Sclerotiniaceae
Source: the annotation of a GenBank genome assembly